Molecule: messenger RNA, 500 nt
Organism: Papilio machaon (common yellow swallowtail)
Lineage: Eukaryota; Metazoa; Arthropoda; Insecta; Lepidoptera; Papilionidae
Gene: Chrac-14
Product: DNA polymerase epsilon subunit 3
Exons: 1
Coding region: 103-462 (119 amino acids)
Biological process (GO): heterochromatin formation; DNA damage response; leading strand elongation
Cellular component (GO): epsilon DNA polymerase complex; CHRAC
Molecular function (GO): chromatin DNA binding; protein heterodimerization activity
Source: RefSeq, a predicted model, not a curated record
UUUUAAGUGAGAAUCUCGUUGGCGGUAAAAUAAAACUGCAUUUAUUAGUAUUUAUAAUUUAUAAAUCAAAGUAGAAUUGUGUGAUAUGAUUUAUUGCUUAAAAUGGCCGAGAAACUUGAGGAUCUGAACCUGCCCAUGUCUGUUGUGACUCGGAUCGUUAAAGAAUCUUUACCUGAAGGCGUAGCUAUAUCCAAAGAGGCUCGUACCGGUCUAGCAAAAGCCGCUUCUGUUUUCGUAUUAUACGUGACUUCGGCAGCGACUAACAUUGUUAAAAACAACAAAAGGAAAACAUUAACAGGUCAAGAUGUCUUAGAAGCCAUGAAAGAUAUAGAAUUCGACAGAUUCGUUGGUCCAUUAACGGAAGCGCUGGAAAACUACAAACAAGCUGUUUCUGCGAGAAAAUCCGGCGCUGGAAAGAAAAAAGAAGACGUUGAAGAAAUAGAAACAAUUGAAGAAGAUUAAGGUAAUGUUACUGUGAUUAAUUUGUUUUUAAUUAUUUA